CGUCUUGGCAAAUGCUUCCACGCUGGAGCUCUCUCUACCUUAGCCGGCAUUUGCCCAGUCGUGGCCGGCUUGGCCAUGAUGCAAGUUGGGUCAAAGACGAGUGGGUAUUCAAGAGCAUUCGGACGUAUCGAAAGUAUUCAUUAUACACUUCAAGAUGAUUAUAACAGCGAAGGCAGCAAGAUACACUGAAACAAGAGCCGCGAUGCAUUGACGGCGGCCUCCAAUGACGCACUGUUAGUAACUGGAGCUGGACCCCUCCUCCCCAAUGUGAGGUUGCCCUGAACUAUGUCGAAAAAGUCACCAUGGAUUGGAUGUCACCCAGCUCCCUAGGAAGAGCUCCCUGAUACUCACUGAUAGGGUGGUAAAAACCAGGGCAGCCAAAAAUUGCCAUGACCUUCCGUGGCUCAACAACUUGAUUCUCUUUCCUCUACACAUCAAAUCGUCCGACACGACCAGAAACGUGUACAUUGGCCAAGCUCCAGGUGCUUACUAGUCUCGUUGCUCAUCAACGGCCUUGGAAUUGUUUGUUGUUCGUUUGCGUGUUUGAGGAUUUUUGAAGCAACUGUUCGCUUUGUUUGUUAUCUUCACGACAUUUUCAACCCCCGCUACGGCGUCUCUAGAGACCAACCCCUCCUCCCGACUAACAAACUGCAUUGAGAAGAAGCCGGGAGCUCCCAACUGCGACCUUCUGAUCAUUAUCCCUCCAAGAUGGCUUUCUUCAAUCCAUCUCAUCUGAUCAUUAGUCUCAUCUUUCUCUUUUUCUUCGCACGACCUGCCCUAGCCUUCGGUGCUGGUAACAUUGCCAGUAUCUCCUCAGUCGAAGGCCAAAACUGGCGUCACGGUGAUAUCGAGGAUGCACUUCUCAAGAUCGCUCUGGCCCGCGUAGCUGGUGGCAAGAACUUCGGGAAACUCGAUGUCCUUCGUGUCUAUUUCGGGAACUGGCUUCGUGAUUACAGCCAGGCCAUCGAUGUUGGAACCGUCAAGAAUGUUUCUGCCGAGGCCGUGAGGCUUCUUUUGUGCAUCUUGGGUUUCCUCACUUUUGGCUACGGCUCCCGCGAGUUCGAGGUCACCGCCGACCGCUUGGGUUGCUACCGACCUGAGGAUCAUAUUGAUAACCCAAAGAACUAUGCCGACAAUGCUGAUGCUCGCCAGUACGAUGAGAGACUGCGAGGCCCUGUAGACGAGGGCACUGAGCUUGCGGUUGAUGAAGAGACCGGUCUCAAGAACUACAUUGCCAACGAGAACGCUGGCAUCAUGACCAGCGCGCAACACGUCAGGAACCUCUUCACCCGUUGCAUUGAGCUCGGACGGUCUUAUGGAAGAAACCGAAACAAGAGCGACUUUUACGAAGCCCUCAGGCUGUUGGGUACUGGUCUUCAUUGCUUGGAAGACUACUUCGCGCAUAGCAACUACACGGAGCUUGCUCUGAUCGAGAUGGGAGAGCGUGAUGUAUUUCCUCAUGUUGGCCGCGAUACCAUGAUGCGGAUCCCAGGUGCACGCCAUGAAGUCUACCCUGUUGUCACUGGAACUUUCGGUGGCGUAGACUUUCUUCACUCCGUGACUGGAGAAGUAUCGGACAAGUUGACCCAAAACGAACUCCAGCAGCUGGAGAACACGCUGGAGAACGAGAAGAGGAACGAUACUAGCAAGCUUCGAGACCUCUUGGACAAGAUCCCAGAUGGCCUGAUUGGCGGCGACAAGAAGUCGAAGCUGAACGAAAUUGAAGAAAACAACAAUGCAGCGCAGAUGGAUCAGAUAUCCGUCUCGCCUAGGGAGCCGGAGGAGUUCACCCGCCAGAUUCAGCAAGUUUUUGGACAGAUAAUGCCUGUCAUUGAAUUCCACGAUGAACUACUGAAGACCAUCUCAGAAAAACUCGAAAACAUUCCCAUACUGCCUCAAGUGUUGGAGCAGCUAGAGGAGCAGUUGUCGAUGUUUGUUUUCACUCAGAUUGCGCCGUUCAUUCUGCCCGUCAUUCGCCAGAUCAAGAAUGAGCUCAUGACGGGCUCGUCAGAGAUCAUCGAGAGCAGCAAAAAUGAGCAGCACAUCGUAUUCGAGGACGAUCGCUGCACCGAUCCCACGCACUCAAUGCUGUCCAAGGACCACUUCACCAACAUUCUGAAUGAGAUCGCAGGCCAAACUGCCAGCAAAGUCGUUGGUUGGGUUGUUCCGCAGCUGAUGGAGGCGUGGGACGAUGAUAAUAUGGACAUUGACCGUCUUCUCAAUCGGAUCAUCUACGGUGUUCUGCACCACCCGGCCCAACGUGAUAUGGGUGAAGAUGGUGCCCAGGAAGGCCGUCGACUGAUUUUCCGGUCAAUCGAAGAGUGGUGGAACCACAUGAGCGAGGAUGCCAAGGAUGACUACCGUCAAAAGCUGUCACGCGACGGUGUUGAGAAUGGCCAGAACCACAAGGAAGGAAAUGAUACUGGCCACGGCUGCUGCAAGCCUUUGGGAAUGCACAAGAACUUCAAGGAAGGUGGCACCAUGGAGGACCGCAUUGCUGGCGCUGCUGCCGGCGCCAUCCUCGGUGGUUUGACCAGUGGUAUUUCUGGCAUAGUCUCGCAAGCUUCAGGUGGUCAGGUCAACCUCCCACAGUACGAGAACAAGUCGAGCUUCUCUGAUGCGUUUGGCGGUGGCGGUCGUGAGGAGUCUGGCAGCAGCGGCGGGUUCCGGGGCAUGAUUGGCGAUAUCCUCGGCAGUGCUUUCAAGAAUGAGAACACGGAGUCCUUCUCGAGCCGGAGUGAGGAUCACGAUGGAGGCCAUAGCCAAUCGUACUCCCAGUACGGACGUUCCGACUCGGGUGAUAGGUACGGUAAAGCGGAAUACAGGCAGACGGAGUACGACGAUGGCAGCAGGCGCAGCGAGUACAGCAGGUACGAGCAGGACGAAGACGGCGGUUCGUCCAGAUAUGAGCGAAGAACCGAGACGCACUAUGAGAGUAGCCAGCAGAGCUGGAGGCAGGAGGAUGAUGAUCGACGGGGUGGAUGGUAAUUCUGGCUGAUGAGAGCCAGAAGGUAUGGUUUGAGAGCAUUGAGAAAGUGGGCGUUGAGGUUAAUCUGUUAGCAGCCGUAUCAGAUUCUGUUAGGUAUUUCUGCUUGUGGUAUCCUCUCAGCAUUAGACUUGAGAGAAAUAUAGUUCUGACUGCCUGAACUUGAGAUUUGCAAUCCGAAAAAGAAGUACCAGUUAUAAUAUCUGAAAUGAUCCAAGUUCGGCAGUAAACCGGCAGCAAGCCGGUCAUGUUGACAUGAAACAAUGUUAAUAACUGCGCUCCAUGAUA
Molecule: messenger RNA, 3274 nt
Organism: Pyricularia oryzae 70-15
Lineage: Eukaryota; Fungi; Ascomycota; Sordariomycetes; Magnaporthales; Pyriculariaceae
Product: NIMA-interacting protein TinC
Exons: 8
Coding region: 709-2988 (759 amino acids)
Source: RefSeq, a predicted model, not a curated record